AUGAAGUCCUCGAGUCCACAGGGAAGAUUACCGGAAGGGACCUAUUUGGAAGACUUGGAAAAAGGAAAGGAAAAGGAAUAACGAGGAACCAUGGCAGCUGUGAUUGCUUCUUGCGGUACUUUAGGGAAGAAGUUGACACAUUGGAUAACGGCUACUGUCUGCCUCCCAAAUCCCGGAACUCGCGCGGUGCUGUGGAGAAGAGGUUGUUCACAAUAUAAACAGGGAACCAGCAAUGAGGACCUGCCUGUUCCAAUGGAAAAUCCUUAUAAGGAGCCUCUUAAGAAAUGUAUCUUGUGUGAGAAACGUGUAGAUUAUAAAAAUGUACAGCUUCUGUCCCAAUUUAUUUCUCCAUUUACUGGAUGCAUUUAUGGAAGACAUAUAACAGGUCUUUGUGGGAAGAAACAGAAAGAAAUUACAAAAGCUAUUAAGAGAGCUCAAAUAAUGGAACUUUAAUAUCUCUUUACAGGGUUUAUGCCAGUUACAUACAAGGAUCCUGCAUAUCUCAAAGACCCUAAAGUUUGUAACAUCAAAUAUCGGGAAUAAAUGAUAUAACGUUAUUAACAAUAAACUUAUUUUAUAAUAAAUUGACCUCUAUUGACUCAAACUAACCUUUGCGAAGAAAAGUGUUUCAAGAGAUCAGGAGUUGAAGCAUCUCCUUUAUAUGACUAUUCACAGAAUAGGUUGCUUACUUAAAAUGUUAAUACUCAUUAAAUUAAAUGGUACGUACCUUGAAUAAAA
Messenger RNA from Ictidomys tridecemlineatus (thirteen-lined ground squirrel), 738 nucleotides. The record is from RefSeq and is a predicted model, not a curated record. Lineage: Eukaryota; Metazoa; Chordata; Mammalia; Rodentia; Sciuridae.